CGAGAAGUGGAGAGAAGCAAUGCAAAAAGAGAUUACUGCCCUUGAACAGAAUGGGACUUGGACAAUUGAGACUCUACCACCAGGCAAACGAGCAAUAGAUUCCAAGUGGGUCUAUAAAAUAAAAUACAAAGCAGAUGGUACCAUAGAAAGAUACAAAUCAAGGUUGGUUGCAAAGGGGUUCACACAGAUUGAAGGGCUUGAUUACCAUGAAACCUUUGCACCGAUCACAAAACUAGUUACAGUUCGUGUUCUACUUGUAAUUGCAUCCAUGAAUCGAUGGGAGCUCCACCAACUUGAUGUAAACAAUGCUUUCUUACAAGGAGACUUAAAUGAAGAAGUUUACAUGAAAAUUCCGCAAGGUUUCAACUGCAAGGACAGAGGUAAAGUGUGUAGACUCCGCAAGUUGCUCUAUGGACUCAAGCAAGCUUCACACAACUGGUUUGCAAAAUUUACAAAAUCCUUAAAAGAUGCAGGAUUCGUCCAAUCAUAUGCAGAUUACUCUUUGUUCACUUUUACCAAUAAUCAAAAGUUCAUUACAGUCCUUAUCUAUGUAGAUGACAGCAUCAUAACAAGGAAUGAUCCGGGUGGCAUCUCAACCUUGAAGGUUUAUCUACACACAAAAUUUUCAAUCAAAGACCUUGGGCCAUUGAAGUACUUUCUCGGCAUUGAGGUGACUCAAACUCCAAAUGGGAUUGUCCUUAGCCAAAGAAAGUAUGCCCUAGACAUACUCACGAAAGCAGAUUGGGCAGGUUGUCCCAUGACAAGGCAUUCUACAACUGGAUAUUUUAUAUGUCUUGGCAAUUCUCCAAUUUCUUGGAAGUCUAAGAAACAAGUGACUGUCUCGAGAUCUUCGGCGGAAGCAGAGUAUAGGGCUAUGGCCACAACUGUUAGUGAGCUCAUUUGGUUGAAGUCUUUACUUCGUGAUCUUCAAGUCCCUCAUCCACAACCAAUGACAGUACACUGUGACAAUCAAGCAGCACUACACAUUGCCUCCAAUCCAGUGUUCCAUGAAAGAACAAAACAUAUAGAAAUUGACUGCCAUUUCGUACGAGAAAGAAUACAAAGCAAGGAAUUAGUUGCAACACAUGUGCCAUCCCAUUAGCAACUAGCAGAUAUUUUCACUAAGGCCUUGGGCCGAGAGAAACUUUUAGCCAUCUUAUCCAAGUUGGGCACUUGUAACCUUCAUGCUCCAACUUGAGGGGGAGUAUAGAGAUGAUUGAGGCAUAAGUGGUGAAGAGUUGAUCAAGGUGGAAAUGCUGCAGAGAAGAUCAAGGAACAAUUUGAAAAUAAAAUUGUCAUAUCUUU
This is a messenger RNA of Rubroshorea leprosula, 1305 nucleotides long. Lineage: Eukaryota; Viridiplantae; Streptophyta; Magnoliopsida; Malvales; Dipterocarpaceae. The record is from the annotation of a GenBank genome assembly.